GCGUAUUUAGAAAAUUUAUCAAGAAAUAUAACGAUUAAAUGUGUAUCUAUUUGGUAACAGAGAAAAGUAGCGAAGGUGUCUCACCAAUACAGACAGAGGAGGAAAAAUAUCAAAUUCGCAAGAAGGAACUUCAAGGCGACCUGAUUAAAUUCUACAGAAAAAGGUGUAGUUCAAUACCUCUCUCACCGUUUGUUGAAGAAACAGAGACACCACUAGCUGGGUUCUACGUGAUGCCAGAUAUAGUUGCUGUUGAACAAAAGCCCCUAACUUGUCAUGAAGUGGUGAGAACACCGAUCAAAUUGAGAGACUUGUUUUCAACCGAAAGUGAAGAUCAGCAAGAAAUUUAUCUAUCAGCUGAUGCAGGCUUUGGAAAAACUUCUUUCUCAAAAUAUCUUGCAGUCACGUGGUGUCAAGCUCAUUGUCACGAUAAAAACUACGCCUGUUUUAAAGACGAUGAUAUAAAAUUGUUAGUUGACUUUCAGUUCUUGUUUUUGGUUUUAUUAAGAGAUUGUACCUCUGUUUGUAGCAUUGACGAUAUGAUUGAACAGCAACUUACUAAAAGACUUCCGUCCUCUGCACCACUACAUGAAGUUUUACGUAGAGAAAAAUGCUUGAUUAUAUUGGACGGUCUUGAUGAAUGGACUCACCCUGAUAAUAGCUGUAACGAAGUAACAGAAAAAAUCCCACAUCGGUACGUUCGUGAUAAUUGUGUUGUCCUAACGACAACUCGACAAUGGAAGCUUGGAGUGGCACAUCUCAAAACAAGUCAAAUAAACAAAAAAGUAGAAUUGGUUCAGUUAAGUGCAGAUUCUACGAGGCAACUAGAAGAAAAUGCUAUAAGAAAAAUGACCGGUGUCCGUGACGAUAGAGUACUGAAGAGUAAAAUAGAGGAAUUUAAUAACGUGAUACGUAAAUGUGGCCUAGAGCACAUGCAAGUGAUUCCACUCCUCCUCAUGUAUAUAGUUUGCCUAUGGUGCAACAACAUUCCAAUAGGAAAUUCAAAACAUGAAAUUUACACCAAUAUCAUUGAAUUUCUAUUAUUGAGAACGUCACAGAAAAACCCAGAAGUUCAACCUUCUCGGGAAUCCUCUACCAGUGAAAUUCCAGAAUACUUCAAAAGUCGUAAAUUUUGUAAAAAGUUUUACAGUCUUAUAACAUCAUUAGCAGAACUAGCAUUCCAAACAUUAUUUAACGAAAACAAAGAAAAUACGCUGGUAUUUGAUAGAACGGUUGCUGAAAAAUAUCUCAAGGACGACAUGAAAUUAAGUCUUCUCUCAGGAAUAUUAUCAGAAAGUAGAAACAAUACUUUAAUCAAAGAAAUUAUCAAAGUAUCGUUUUCUCACAAAUCAGUGCAAGAAUUUUUUGCUGCAAUAUUUAUAAGUUCUCAAAGUGACGCUCAGAAAACAGUUCUAGAAAACUGUAGAAAUGUUCAAGACAUUCUGGACUUGUCAAUUUUUUUUGAAUUUAUAAGUAAAAUGAAUGCUGACCUGAUGUGUGCAAUAUCAUAUGAUUUGAUGUCUGUGAUAAAUGAAAACGAGAACACACGCGUUUACAGAACUUGGAUAGGUGGCGGGCUCUACGUGUACAAUAAUCCAUUGCUUGACAUUCAGAAAAUGUUUUUGUCGUGUUUACAAGAAAUGACUGAAAGUGAAAAUAUUCAAUUAUGUUUACAAGAUUUCUUUAUUGACUCGGAAACCGAGAAAAGUGAGCAGUUACAACGUUUGUUUAAACAAAAUAAAACUAACAUAAAAUCACUUUAUAUAGACAUCAGCGAUACUUCCAGCGGUUUACGUGGAAUUAUAGAUAUAUUCUCUCUCACAGAUCUCAGGCAUAUACAGAAACUUUACUGCUAUGGUGGCAGCGAGCACGAGGCUGAGAUAAAUCUGAUUUUGUUUCCCAGUUUACAGACUUUAACUUUAUUUUCAGGUAAAUGGACAAAUUAUGAAGAAAAUAUGUAUGAAAGCUUGGAGCGAUACCACAACUUACAAUAUUUAUUUAUUGAACUCUUCACGUUAUCACACAAAAUACUGGAAACAAUUUUCAAUUUUAUCUCCGGUCAAAAAUCAAUGAAAAAGUUAACAUUGAGUUUGUUAGACUGUAAAGAUAAUGGCGGGCAUGAUUGUAAGAGAUUGAACUUGGACUUGUCUAAGCAUUCAACUCUAUCAGAGUUAUACCUUAAGAAGUUACCUUGCAGGCUACAAUUAAAUAAAUUAACACCGUCAUUAGUUAAAUUUUCGUUGCUGGGAAUCAAUCUAGAUGAAAGUUUAUUGUUACUGUCACGUAACAUGUUGAAUAUUGAACGUGUGGAUUUGGAGGAGAUAGAAAUGCCUGCAGGAAGUUUUCAGAACUUUAUUACCGUGCUGAAAAAUCUGCCGCAGUCAGUUACAGUAAAGAUGCAUGCCAUUACACCGUACACAGAAUAUCAACGUGUUAGAGAAAAUAUUCGGAGAUCAAAAGCGUUUCAUAUGAUAGAUGACGGCGACAACUUGUGGGGAAUUAAGUUCAAAACAAUAAAACUAAGCAAAGAAUAGACAAGACAAAACUUGUAAAAUAAAAUAAAGACAUUAAUUCAAUGAUUUUAAAUAAAUGGACAUUUAGAAACAAAAUGACGAUUACUAACUACACUAUAUAGUCUAUUAUAGAUCUAGUCUUUUAAUUAGGGCAUUCAUGUUCUUACAUUUUCAGUUAAGAGAUUAAGUGACAAUUGAUAAUAAAUACAAACAUUUAAAUGAAACAAAUAAUUCAAGUUAAAUGUAUAUAAAAGUUGGAUUGGGAUAUGGA
This is a messenger RNA of Ruditapes philippinarum (Manila clam), 2781 nucleotides long. RefSeq lists its product as uncharacterized. Lineage: Eukaryota; Metazoa; Mollusca; Bivalvia; Venerida; Veneridae. The record is from RefSeq and is a predicted model, not a curated record. The transcript has 2 exons. The coding region runs from base 39 to 2531 and encodes 830 amino acids.